Molecule: messenger RNA, 720 nt
Organism: Ramularia collo-cygni
Lineage: Eukaryota; Fungi; Ascomycota; Dothideomycetes; Mycosphaerellales; Mycosphaerellaceae
Product: related to TAD2-subunit of tRNA-specific adenosine-34 deaminase
Exons: 1
Coding region: 1-720 (239 amino acids)
Biological process (GO): purine nucleoside catabolic process
Molecular function (GO): guanosine deaminase activity
Source: RefSeq, a predicted model, not a curated record
AUGCUGAACAUCAUGGUUCCCUCACUUCUCAUACCUUACAGCCACGCCCACCUAGCUGUCCGACAAGAGCCACAAAUCCAGAUCAACGACGCCAUUCAAUCAUUACCAACAUGGACACCUCCAUCUCAAACCGUUCGCCAAUUUUGGAUGAAAGAGGCACUUUCAGCCCUCACAGCUCUCACAUCCUCACCUUGUCCCCAUGAGCCCUUUGGCACAGUCAUAGUCAAUCAUACCUCCCCAAAUCCAUCCGAUAUAGGUGAUGUAAUCUGCAUCGGAGCCAACAACAUUGGAUCAGGAAAUCCCACUCUCCAUGGUGAAAUUGCUGCAAUCAACAAUUGCUCCGCGGUCUUGACAGAUCCGGAUGGUCACUGGAAGCUCACACCCUCGGAACUUUCAAAGGCAUGGAGUCAGUUCACGCUAUAUACGACUGCAGAGCCUUGUCCCAUGUGUGCGAGUGCUAUUCGCUGGGCAGGAUUCAGGGAGUGUGUCUACGGGACUAGUUCGGCGAUGUUGAUCAAGUUGGGUUGGCCUGUGAUUGACAUCUCGGCAAAGGAGGUAUUCGAGCGAAGUCGUCGUCUGGGGUUGAAGACGGCACUGUUGAGUGUGGGUGCGAAUGAGACUGAUCCGUAUCUUUCGUGGCAGUACCGCGACGGUGCGAGCUGUCCGGUUGGCUGCCAUGGAAGCGGUCGUGCUGGCCGUUGUCUGCCGGAUAAGGAGUGA